AUGAACAAAUUGAGCACCAACAUGACAAACAGCAAGGAUAUGGCUGGAACAUCGUUGAUGCCAACACCGCACACGGUGACUCCCAUCAGCCGUUUACACGAGGAAAACAAAACAAGCAACACUGGCACGACAAUCCGUGAUGAGUCAAGUACUAAUAAGAUGAGCGACGAUGUCCCAUUGAAAGAAAGUCGAUUGUAUCUGCUCCGUGUUGAGGGUGCUCCUUUGUGCGCAUUGUUUUAUGUGCUGGGCAUCGCUUUUCUCGCCGUUUUUCUCUCGUUGAUGCUUAUCGGUGCGGCAUCCUCGUUUCAAACGUCCAACAUUGGCGUGGCCGCCAAUAGCUUCACUUGGAAUCAACUCAAAGGAUAUGUUGAGCAAAUGAAUAAAGAUGAGUGCACUUUC
Molecule: messenger RNA, 399 nt
Organism: Mesorhabditis belari
Lineage: Eukaryota; Metazoa; Nematoda; Chromadorea; Rhabditida; Rhabditidae
Source: the annotation of a GenBank genome assembly